CUCUUCCUCUGUGUCUCCCCCCAUCCCAAUUCUCCACUGUCUCUCGUCUCUCCUUCGUCUCCCUAGCCCUCAGUAUCCACGGUUCUACUCCCCCACCACCAACGGCCCGUCCAAGUCAGCCGCUGUCGUCACCCACGGUUCACUCCAAAGUCAUCCAUUCUUCCUGGAAGUCACCCGGCACAUGUCUCGAUACGACGACUAUCGCCGCUCUACCGGCCACCUGGAGCCUGACUCCGACCGCUGGGACGCCGACCGUUUCUCUCGUGAGCGUCGCGAACGUCUACAUUCGCGCGGCCCCCCCGUGCUCGAACGACCCCGCCGCGUGGAGGAUGACCGCUUCGAAUACCGCCUGCAAGAAAAUGACCGAUAUGGCCCUCCUGCCCGCCGGUCGGACAGGUUUUACGAAGAUGACCAUCUCGUGCAUACCUCGGGGCCUCUCGUAACCUACGACCGUCGGCGAGACAGCCCCCCGCCUCGGCCCCGUCUGAUGCGACGCCAAUCGUCCCUGGACACCUUCGAUCGCAUCCCCUCGCGCAAGCUCGAUGAGUAUUACUACCACGAACCCCCUGCGCGCGCGCCCGUCCGACCUCCUCGCGAACCGGAUUAUUACGAAGAGAUCCGGGUCGCGGACCCGGACCAUUUCGGCGACGAAGAAUUUCAUGAGCGCGAGCGCGAGCGCUUCACGGAUCGUCCCCGCCGCUCCAGCAGCCGAUUCCCAACGCGGGUCGUUGAGGAAGUCGAAAUCGAAAGGCCGUACCCUCGGAAGGGCAAGACCAAAAUGCCUCGAAAGCUUGUUCACCCCGCGGCCGUUCGUGAAUUCGGGUAUCCAUAUGAGGACGAGGGUGAUAUGGUCAUUAUCCUGGUCGCACUCUCCAAGGAGCAAAUCGACGAUGUCAUCAGCCGCAGUCGCCAGAUGAAGCACCGGACUGAUGCACGUAUAAUACACCCUUCGCCGUCCCCCGUUCGCGAGCGACGUCGCGACAGACCUGUGGAGAAACUCGCCAUGGAGCCGUACACCCCCAAGAACCACCACCAUACCAUGCUCAUCGAGCCCGCGUCGUCGUCCGCCGGACACCGAUCGCGAUCUCGCCGUCCCCGCAACUACGAGCUCUCGGAGAAGCGGCUGACCAGGACCGUCUCGCGCACCCGAUCCAUUUCGGUGCACGGUCGUCAUCGUCGCCGGUCGUCGCCGGUGCGCAUUCGCCAUGACAUGGAGUCUGACCAUGUUAACGCCGGGCCGCUGGCCAUUAUGGUUCGUCCUCGCGACAGCGAUGAGGAUCUUCGCGAGUUUAUGCCGCUGGAGCGACGUGGUCGCGGAGAAGUCAUCCGAGAUACGGAGUUCAUCAAUGGCGACGGUGACCUCGAGGAGAUCACCGAAGUGAAGAGGGAUCGCAAGGCCACCAUGGAUAAGUUUCAGGCGCUCGGAAAGAACCUGACUGCGAACUUUUCGCCCUUUGCUGCGCGCACGCAGCAGAUGAUCAAAGAGCAGCUGGGCCAGGCCGAAGACCGAACCCAACUCCCCGAUGAAUACAUCGAACUCGAGAAGCGCGUGGAUGCGCUGAAGCUGGUCCACCAGAAGCUUCUUCAGGUGACCUCCCAGUACUCCAACGAAGCUUACGACUACCCACCCAACAUCCGUGAAUCCUUCAACGACCUCGGCCGCACCAUCAGCGAGAAGGUCCAGCUUCUCUCCCAAGCCGCCUCUCCUGCCGAGGCCCAGGCCGCCCUGUCCGCUCCUCCUGUCGACAAGCCCCAGCCCAAAACCUUCAACCACGCCAUUGCCCGCGCUUCGCUGUCGGGAUCGCAGACGCUCGCGCAGAACACGACCGGCGAGGAUCCCCUGUCCUCGGCGCUGGAGAAGUACGCCCUGGCGUCGGAGAAGGUCGGCGAGGCUCGUCUGUCGCAGGACGCUCAGAUCCAGUCGCGCUUCUUGGCCGGAUGGAACACCACGCUGAACACGAACCUCAUGUUUGCGGCCAAGGCCCGGCGCAACGUUGAGAAUGCCCGUCUGAUGCUGGAUUCGGUCAAGGCGAGCAAGAAGGCCCAGGCUCGCGGCGACCUGGACAACUUGAGCGAGGAGGCACGUGCCGAGAUCGAGCAGGCCGAGGACGAGUUUGUCGGCCAGACUGAGGAGGCCGUCAGCGUGAUGAAAAAUGUCCUCGACACCCCCGAGCCCUUGAGGAACCUGGCGGAUCUGAUCGCCGCACAGCUGGAAUUCCACAAGCGGGCCUAUGAGAUCCUCAGUGAGCUGGCUCCUGUGGUCGAUGGCCUGCAGGUUGAGCAAGAGGCCAGCUACCGCAAGAGCCGUGAGGGAGCUUAGACUCAUAACUCACGUCUCCUUUGAUUUCCUUCUGUCCUGCUCCGUUUUGAUCUGUCUGUCUGUCUGUCUACCAGCUAGUCUUCGUACGAUUUCCCCUGUUGCACUUGUGAAACAGAAGUUCUUAUAUCCCUGUCUGAGGAUGUGUAGUAUCGAGCGGUACAUUCUCACCUUAUCUGCAUUUCGUAUGGGCUUACUACAUACACU
Molecule: messenger RNA, 2524 nt
Organism: Aspergillus steynii IBT 23096
Lineage: Eukaryota; Fungi; Ascomycota; Eurotiomycetes; Eurotiales; Aspergillaceae
Product: BAR domain-containing protein
Exons: 8
Coding region: 182-2320 (712 amino acids)
Cellular component (GO): cytoplasm
Molecular function (GO): protein binding
Source: RefSeq, a predicted model, not a curated record